GAACGUGUUAGGGCCGAGGUUCCCGGGACUUGGAAGAGGACGAGCGUGAACAACCAUGGCGGGGCAACGCAUUUCGGUACUUCGGCUCGAGGGCGUUUCGCAGGAGCAUUUCAUGCAACACCUCUAUCCGCAGAGAAAACCUCUAGUGUUGGAAGGAAUUGAUUUGGGAGCCUGUACAAGCAAAUGGACAGUGGAUUACCUAAGUCAAGUUGGAGGGAAGAAAGAAGUAAAGAUUCAUGUUGCUGCAGUUGCCCAGAUGGACUUCAUUAGUAAGAACUUUGUAUAUAGAACUUUACCUUUUGACAAGUUGGUUCAGAGAGCUGCUGAAGAAAAGCAUAAAGAAUUCUUUAUGUCAGAGAAUGAGAAGUACUACUUACGGUCACUUGGGGAAGACCCUAGAAAGGAUGUUGCAGAUAUCAGAAAGCAGUUUCCUUUACUGGAAGGAGAUAUUAAGUUUCCAAAAUUUUUCAAAGAGGAGCAAUUCUUUUCCAGUGUUUUUCGAAUUAGCUCACCAGGAUUACAACUUUGGACCCACUAUGAUGUAAUGGAUAACUUCUUAAUACAAGUGACAGGAAAAAAGCGUGUUGUACUGUUCAGUCCUCGAGAUGCCCAGUAUUUAUAUUUAUCAGGUACUAAAUCAGAAGUACUAAAUAUAGAUAACCCAGACUUAGCUAAAUAUCCACUGUUUUCCAAGGCUAGAAGGUAUGAAUGUUCCCUUAAAGCUGGAGAUGUAUUAUUCAUUCCUGCUUUAUGGUUCCAUAAUGUAAUUUCUGAAGAGUUUGGAGUGGGAGUGAAUGUCUUUUGGAAACACCUUCCAUCUGAAUGCUAUGAUAAAACAGAUACCUAUGGAAACAAAGAUCCUACAGCAGCAUCAAGAGCUGCACAAAUUUUGGACAGAGCCAUAAAAACAUUGGCUGAAUUACCAGAGGAAUACCAGGACUUUUAUGCACGGCGAAUGGUCUUACACAUUCAAGACAAAGCCUAUAGCAAAAACUUUGAGUAAAUAACAGAGCGAAUGCAAUGAAUAUAAACUUGUAAAUAGAGUUCAGCUCAAAUAUUAGAAAAAUAUACAAGAUAUAAAUUAUUUUUAUAGAUUUUUGGUUAAAAGAGGAAAUAUAAAUCAGUCUCAGAUUUAUAGAUUAAAUAAGUAUCAAGGGAUGUUGUGUGGCUUCUACUUAAUACAGAUUGUUAUGGUUCAAAGAACGUUGUGCUGGGACUACUCUUUAGCUUUUAGGUGCAAAUAAUUAAAAAUUCAAAGUGACUUAAGAAAAUGUAUUGAAUAAUUAUACAUACAGUCUCAUGAUAAUUGGGCUUCACUAUUUCUGAUCCAGUGAUUUAGUAUUGUCAUUAAGAACUUCUGGGUUUUUUCCUCCCUUUUUCAACUGCUGCAUUGGCAUCAUUCUAAGGCUGGUUACCUCGUGGUCAUGGAAUGAUUGCCAGUAGCAGUUGGGGCCGUGUGCACCUUCAUUUAAAUGCAGUGGAGGAGUCAGGCUGGAUUCCAGGGGCCCUCUCAAUACAAGAAAGCUUUCCCAGAGUUUGCCACCAAAUCCUUGGUCUCACUGAUCUAAAGUGGCUUAGACCAGUCCAUUCCCUAGCCAGUCACUGGCAAGAGGUAUGGAAUAACCCCGGGGCCAAUCAGGUCUACUAGAGCUAAGGUACAUGAGGUACAUAUGGGGGCAGAAUGAUUAUUUUUAAAAUAAGAAUUCUGAUAAGGAAAAAUGGUGGGCAACUAACAAAUGUCUACUAUAUUAAUCUUUUGAGCUUUUAAGUACAGAUGCCUGGGUCCUAACUAUAGACUGAUUCAGUGUGUUUCAGGUUUUACCAAAACUGUAUUUGAUAGACAUCAUAGGUUAUUUUGAUGUAUAAUCAGGACUGAGAACAACUGGAUUAGAUGAUAGUAAUUUAGAUUACUAGUUUUGUGAUUCAUUUAAAACAAAUUAAUGAUCCUGGUUUUUCUUGGAACUGAGUAUAACUUAGGCCUGCCCCUUUUUUCAGGUUUUGAAUGUCAGAAAAUACUCAAAUUAGUUUUAAUUUAUACCUAUGGUUAAACUUCACCCUCAUUCAAGUUUUCCCCAUGAAAUGCUUUUCCACUUAUCCCUUAAAGAAAAAAUAUUUAAAAAAAAUAAGUGAGAGAGCCCAAAAAUGUCACCAUUGAAGACAAUGAGCCAUUGUAUGUGGAUCUGUGCCAUUCUUUGUUUUGGACCUUAGUAAUUAUUUGCACUGUAAUUGAAGAUGAAAUAUAUUUCCUAAACACAAA
This is a messenger RNA of Pteropus alecto (black flying fox), 2257 nucleotides long. RefSeq names its product tRNA-yW synthesizing protein 5 (gene TYW5). The transcript is spliced from 8 exons. The record is from RefSeq and is a predicted model, not a curated record. Gene Ontology annotation, biological process: wybutosine biosynthetic process. Gene Ontology annotation, molecular function: tRNA binding; 2-oxoglutarate-dependent dioxygenase activity. Bases 56 to 1003 code for a protein of 315 amino acids. Lineage: Eukaryota; Metazoa; Chordata; Mammalia; Chiroptera; Pteropodidae.